Apis cerana (Asiatic honeybee) is the source of this 8345-nucleotide messenger RNA. RefSeq names its product poly(A) polymerase hiiragi (gene hrg). The record is from RefSeq and is a predicted model, not a curated record. Lineage: Eukaryota; Metazoa; Arthropoda; Insecta; Hymenoptera; Apidae. Gene Ontology annotation, biological process: RNA 3'-end processing. Gene Ontology annotation, cellular component: nucleus. Gene Ontology annotation, molecular function: RNA binding; poly(A) RNA polymerase activity.
ACUCUAUCCACGUGCUUUUCCAUGAUCACACUGAUCCGUCAGAGAACGCCAUGUUUAUACUGUAGGUGGUUUGGUGCGGGUCUACAUGUUGUCUGUUAUUUUCAAGUGAUACGUUUACUUAUUUAUUUAUAUCGUAGUAUAAAGUAUCCUGUGCGUGAAGUAGAUUUCGAUCGAUAUUGUGACCGAUUAAUUUUCAUUGGCGGUACAUGGAAUAAUUUUGUAGACGUGAACGUUUUGGUGACUUAUGGACCUACGUUUCUCGGAAUUCUUUUGCUACUUCAUAAAUUGUUUACAAGUUGUUCAUACUGCUUUGCGGCUAAGCAGAAUCCUCAGAACGUGCUAUUUGCGCUAGGAAUACAAUUUCCUUUUCAGGAAUCAACUGCAAACGUUGGAUGAACGUGAUGCAUCUUUACUAGAAGCAUUUGCGCGUUUUAUAACCUGACAACACGUCCAAAGUUUCUUCUCUUUUAACAUGUUAUUAAAUCUUUGACGAAGUAUUAAGCGAUCUGGAACAAACAAAUGAAUUUCAAGAUGUGGUCAUCACAAGGUAACAAUUCUAAUUCAAAUAAUUCAUCCAAAGAAGAAAAAAAUCUGCGUACAUUGGGUAUGACAUCUGCUAUUAGCGUAGCAGAGCCAAAGCCCAGUGAUUUUACUAGAACAAAUGAAUUAAAAGAAGCAUUAAAGCCUUACAAUGUGUUUGAAUCAGAAGAAGAAUUAAAUCAUAGGAUGGAAAUUUUAAGUAAAUUAAAUGCAUUAGUAAAACAAUGGAUAAGGGAUACAAGUGUUGCCAGAAACAUGCCACCUAAUGUAGCUGAACAGGUUGGCGGUAAAAUAUAUACUUUUGGUUCAUACAGGUUAGGGGUACACCAUAAAGGUGCUGAUAUAGAUGCCUUAUGUGUAGUACCACGUCAUAUAUAUCGAUCAGAUUAUUUUACAUCUUUCUUCGAGUUACUAAAAAUGCAAGAAGAAGUUACUGAUUUAAGGGCAGUAGAAGAAGCAUUUGUGCCAGUAAUAAAAAUGAAUUUUGAUGGCAUAGAAAUUGAUAUGUUAUUUGCUAAACUGGCUCUAAAAGAAAUUCCGGAUUCAAUGGAUCUCAGAGAUGAUAUGUUAUUAAAAAAUCUUGAUCAGAAAUGUGUUAGAAGUCUUAAUGGUUGCAGAGUUACAGAUGAGAUACUGCGUUUAGUACCUAACAUAGAAAAUUUUAGAUUGGCCCUAAGAGCCAUUAAAUUGUGGGCAAAACGACAUGGCAUAUAUAGUAAUGUAUUAGGAUAUUUAGGUGGUGUAUCAUGGGCUAUGUUAGUAGCAAGAACGUGCCAACUUUAUCCUAAUGCUGUUGCAGCAACAUUAAUAGAAAAAUUUUUCCUUGUAUUUUCUCAAUGGAAAUGGCCACAGCCAGUCCUUUUAAAGCAACCUGACAAUGUUAAUUUAGGAUUUCCUGUUUGGGAUCCAAGAGUGAAUAUAUCGGAUAGAUAUCAUUUAAUGCCAAUAAUUACGCCUGCAUAUCCUCAACAAAACUCUACUUUUAACGUUUCGGUAUCAACGAGAACCAUUAUGCAAGAAGCAUUUGAAAACGGUCUUUCAAUAACGGAAGAAAUUAUUAUGGGAAAAGCAACUUGGGAUAAAUUAUUUGAACCUCCAAAUUUCUUUGGAAAAUACAAACAUUAUAUUGUAUUAUUAGCAAGAAGCUUAACUGCUGAAGAUCAGCUUGAAUGGUGUGGACUUGUCGAAUCAAAAAUACGACACUUAAUAGGUACACUGGAAAGGAAUCCUCACAUCACAUUGGCACAUGUAAAUCCGGAGGCGUUUCCACCAUUAGAACCAGAACCAGAAAGACACUGCUCUAUGUGGUUCAUAGGCUUGCUUUUUGCCAAAAGCGAAAAUUUAAACGUUGAUCUAACGUAUGAUAUAAAAUCUUUUGUAGACUCAAUCCUGAGACAGGCGGAACAAUUAAGCAUGUUGAAAGAAGGGAUGUGGAUUGAAGUAAAACACGUAAAGAAAAGGGAUCUACACACUUAUGUAUCUCCUAGUUUGCUCAAACGAGAAAGAAAGGUUUCCGGUACUGUACAUAAAAACGGAAAUAUUGCUGGAAACGGUAACAGUGGUAGCGUUUCACCACGAAACCCAGGGAAUACAACGAACAGAAAGAGAUUAUCAGAUCAAAAUCAAGAUACAAGUAUAAAAAAGCGAAAAGUCAACGAUGGCGAACAGCCAUCAGUGACACACCAUGGAGAAGAUGGAUCUCUAGUUGUUCAGUCUUGCGGAGAAGAUAGCAAUUCCGGAUUCAGCUUGGAUGAAUAUAAACAAACAUUAUCAGCUGCUAAGGAUGAAGGGCCUACUGGUGCAUCAACAGUAGCACAGGAAGGAUAUGUUUGCACUUGACCGCUACAGGAGUACUACCUCACAUCUAUCCACAGAUGCUCCUCUGGGCCAUCUAGACUGUAAUCACUUCUCAUGCAACCAUCCACUGCCCACUGUAAGUCCCCCGUUUCGUAAAAACAAAGCAACGUCAUGCGUUGGAGAGAACUACCCGUUGGAGUCAAUCGAUGCACGACUGUGUGUGACGGACACUCUAAUUUUAGUAUUUAUCAACAUCUGCAGUCAAUGGGAACAACUAUGUUAUUGAAUAAUUGUGCCAGUGUCUGUGAUGUUAUUUUUUUAUCGUAAAUCGCGUUAGUAAUUUUGGAAAGUUACGAUCGAAAAACUAUAGAUAGCAAAGCUUCAAAACCAUCACUAUGUGAAUCUAAGAUUCAUAAUUUUAUUUUUAUAUUUCAUUUUGUACAUAUCACUUAUGAUCAUUUUUAUCCACGAAAUUAUUAAAAAAGAAAAAAAAAGAGAAAUAAGAAAAAAAAAGAUGAUAAGAACAUGGUGUCGGGUGUAAAAUACAGUUCGAUGUUGUCGCGUUGAAAUGUGAAUAGACAACGAUAUUUUGAUUAAAUGCUUGUAUUAGGAUUUUCAGUCAAAUGAAAAAAAAGAAAAAAAGGAAGGUAAAAAAAAAAAAAAAAAAAAAAAAAGAAUGAAAGUUUCAGCGUUAAUGAGAUAGAACGUAUUCUUGUAUAAAACGCAUUUCUUUAAUGCAUAAGUAGAUAAAAUAUUUAAAAAAAAAAAAUGAAAUAUGUUUAAGUUGUAAAUAACUCGUAAAACACGUCGUUAUUCUCGUGUCAGUGUAAAUUACACGAAAUGAUUUGUCUCUAAGUUCUUUCAAGUGUAAUCGUAAUGAUAAUAAUCUUAGUUUAUUCAUUUAUUUUACAAGAUAUUUAUAUAACAUUACAUAAUAUUAAUUUUAUUUAUAUUAUCUCUACUAAAUGAAUAUCUUAAAUAUCAAUUGCUGUAUGAGAUAAAUUCUAAUACAUACGAUAUCGUUUAUAUUUUCACGAAAAAGGAUCAAAAAUUAAUUUUUUUUUUUUUUUGUUUUUUUUUGUUUUUCUCUCUUUCUCUUUCUUUGUCUCUCUCUCUCUCUCUCUCUCUCUCUCUCUCUCUCUCUCUCUGCCUCUCUCUCUCUUUCUCUCUUUCUCUCUCUUGUAAUCAGUCGAAUAACGAAUAAAAAUCACCGGCACUGGCAUAAGAAAUUGAAUGUUUCAUUUACGGAAUAAAACAUCGAUAGCAUUAUUAGAUUCGCAUCGAUGACCACUCAUAGUAAUUACUGUAAAUGAAACAUCUGUGAACAAGCCAUUGACUUUGUUGACGAUCGUGUUACAUAGAAAUGUUUUUGUACGGAGAGUCGCUUUUUAGUUUUUAUUCACAGAAAACGAAGUUAUAGCUUUAACAAUGCAACAUGGGACUGGCAUCUGGAUUAUUCGAAUCAUCCACCACCUGAUGGUGAGUGUUUUCAGGUGUUCGACUGCCUUCAGUUCCCCUUCAGUUAGAUUUCUAUCCUAUAAUGAUUCCGAUUCUAUCUUUUUAUCGUAACCACACUUUCCUUUACGAAUUACCAUUGUGUUAAAGGCAUGUCAUUUAUUAAGACACGUCUCGGGGUGUUUGAUGUUCACUCUUUAAUAAUGAUAUUAAUGAUAAUAUACGUAAUAUAGAUAUCGAUAUGAACGACACAUCGCAACGUAUUAUCUCAGGAACUAAGUAUUUGCAGAAUAAUCUUCAUGAAUAUAUAUUUGCAUACGAAUUACAACGUUUGUAUAAAUCCGCGAAUUAACAUUGCUACCCGAAAUACAUGAUUUUUUUUCGAAAAAUUCGAUUAAGAAUUAUUGAGAUAAUCUGCGAAUACUAUAGUUAAUUCGAGCGGUUAGGGACCAUUUCGUUGUUUGUAUAUAUUGGUCGUAAUCAUGAGAUCGUAUUUUUUUUCUUUUUUUCUUUUUUUCUUUUUUUCAUUCUUUUCAAAGCUUUUCUGCUCGUAUACGUCUUAUGUUACGUUAAUCAAAGUAUAAAUGUAUAGUCAACAAAUUACAUUAUAAUUUUUUUUUUUUUUUUUUUUUGCUUCCGUUAUAAUCGAAUUAGAUUCAUGUACGUAAGCAUUAUGUCAUUAUCUUUAUAUCUGUAUUCUGUCAUUUUUUUUACAUUCACUUUAAUUUUUGUUCGUGUGAUACGAGCAUUCGAGAUUUUUACAGGUCUAGGUGAAUGUACAAAGUAACUGACUUGGAUGUAAAUCGAGAUAUUCAAAUCCUGAAUAAAAAAUUUUUCUUAUAAAAGAAUCUACUAUGUUAUCCGUUACUAAGAAUAUUAUUUAUUCUAAAUAUAUAUUCUUCCGUUUAUACAAAUUAUUUAUUUUAUUUCAUUUCGAUUAUAAAAAACGAAUUUCAACUUAAUAAUCGAAUUGAAUUUCAUUGAAAUUAAAAAUUUCAUUAAGAAAACAAGAAUUAGAUAUUUGUUUAAGAAUAAAUUUUGUCUAUUUUAGUUCGAUUAUAAAAUUAUCACAUUUUCUAAAUAUAAAAUUCAUAAAUUAAAAUUCACAUUUUAUGAUUAUACGAUGAAAUGUAAUUUAUAAAUAAAUAAUACAAUAAACUGUAUAAUAACUGUCAGUUCCUAUUUCUUCGAUUAGAAUGAAAGUCUAUAUUUAAUCAUAAUUAUUUUCUUUUGAACUAAUUUAAUUAAAUAAUUAUAUUCUUGUUUUCUUUCAACGGAACAAAAAAAAAAAAAAGAAAAAAGAAUUUUAGAUUUUGUAGAUUUUAUAAAUUCUCUUCCUUUCUUUUUUCUCUUUCAAUAAAAUAGACUCAAAGAAGAUUAGUGCAAUAUAAAUAUUUUUAGGAAUUUUCGACUGAUUUUUUUUUAGUUAAUCAUAGCGAUAACUAAUUAAAAACUUUAAACGUUCGAAAAAGGGAAAGUUACGAUUAUAUAGAAACAUUUUAUUCGAAAAAAUAUACGUUUCGUGAAGCUAGGUGUACACGCGUGUAAUUAGCAUCUCAAAAAAACACUAAGCUUUGCUCGUAUUUUUUCCAACAAAGUCUUUGAUCGUAAUUUUUCCAUUAUUUAUUUAUUAAUUCUAAUUCCUAAACUAUUUGAUUGAAGUUUGGAUACAAUUUUUCGAGCCUCUCACGCAAUACGAUUAAAAUUAAAAAUAGCAGUUUGUAAUGCUCAAUAAAAAUGCUCAAGAAAGAAUUUUUUAUAAUUAAAUCACAGUAUCAACGAAUUCAACGGAAUAAUUAAAAAUUUAACGCUGUUUAUACUCGAUGAAAAUUUUCCAAAUAAUCCAAACUUUCCUCUUUAAAUAUCUUCAGUUUAACUAUCAAUUUUCCUUUUUUUUUUUUUUUUUUAAUUUUAUGAUAGUCCUGAAAUUAAUCAUUAUUCCUUUAUUUAUUAAUUUCUUGAUUCAUUUCCCGAUAUAUCGGAUAAUAAUCUUUCAUUAUUAUAUUUUCUGAUAUACCGGAGUAGCGUAUGUGCGAAUAACAUAAUAUAAUACUUCAAUGUUAUCUAACAAAGAGAGAAAAAAAAAAAUCACUAUCGAAAUGACGUAUGAAUAUAUAUAGUAUCGUGAAAUUUUACACAAUACUAUCAGGCAGAUCGAUAUAAACAGUGAACAUCAAUAUUAUCCUCGUGCGUAUACAGUAACAAUAAGUAUCAUGCUUUUUUGUUACUUAGAAAAAAAUAAAAUAAAAUAAAAAAAGAAAAAAAAAGAAAAAAAAAGAAAGAAAAGAAAAAAAUCGUUAUUAGAGAAGAAAAAGAAAAGAAGAAGAAACUGAAUGAGAUCGUGCACUCGGAACUCCAUUCACGUAUCUUUUCGUUCCGAAACGUCAGACAUGUCUAUAGCACAUUCAUGUGUCCUCGAUCCAUUCUCGAGAACAUUGCGUCGUUCGUUUGUGUAUCGGUGCGACGUUCUCGAGAGCUACCUAAUAUAAAACAAAUUAAAAGAAAAGAAAAAAAAAUCCCCCUCCAUAAAAAAAACGAACAAAACAAAUCGAAAAAAAGAUAAAGAAAAAACGCGAAACGGUGAACCAUCACCCGUAACACGUACACACACAUAUACACACGUACACACCUUUCUCUUGUACAAUAAAAAACGAAUAAAAAAUCAAGUGAAAAAAAAAAUUAAAAAAAAAAAUUAAAAAAAAUUAAAAAUUCGAAAAAAAAAUUUUGCUGAAGGCAAGGAUCUAACUAUCUAGGAACGAGUGUUUAUAAGAGUAUGCGGAAAGUCCAAAAUUUUGAAGGUUUCUCGAUCGAUCCAUUCGUCUCUAGAAUCCUUCUCGGACAUUCCCUCCUAUAUUAUAAUCCUUUCUCUCUUUCUUUCUCUCUUCCUCUCUAUCUCUUUAUCCCUCCUUUUAUCUUUCGCCCUUUUUCUCUCUUUUUCUCUCGAACACGAUAUAAUAUAAAAAAAAAAAAAAAAAAUUUCAAAACGGACGAGACAUUUAGUGAACACUCGCUUCCAUUAACCCACGAACACAAUACAAGACAGCACAAUAUUAACACAUACAUACAUACACACAGAGUUAGAAAGACACACGAAUAACACACGGAGUAAUCACGGUGUAACACAUUCUUAAGAGAAAAAAAAAAAAGUGCAUAUUCAUAUACUGACAAGAGGACCCCGUGCACAAACAGACGCACGAUUUUAUAUGGAACAUAAUUGUGGAGGUAAACUGCGAAUGCAUCUGCGAGGCUGCGUGUGUUUUAACAUAUGAAUGUGUGAGUCAAUUUUGUCUGAAUGAAGGGGAAAAAAAGAGAGAAAGAAUGAUGAUAAAAAUAAAGCAGCAUCGAAUACAUUACCAUGUGUUUAUGUGCUUGUACAGCGUAUACAGGCUGUCACGAUACACCGACACCAGCCCCUAACUUCCUAAAUAAAUAGAAAUGUGCGGGGAGGGGGAAAAAAAAUGGUAUGGAUCCGAUUUUUUAGUCAACCGAGAGUCGUACGUACUACACACCAUGAUCACACGAUCCUCGCGUGAACGAAUCGUUGUAACCGUGACGAAAUUCUUUUAGGUUCUCGCUACCGACGAAGAAGCCCCCUUCCUCUGUGUCGAUACGUGUCAACUUUGAGAAACGAAAAAAUGACCGCCGUGAGAGGAGAGGGUGAAACCGAUUUCACGAUAUAAGGUCGCCCCCGCUGGGAAACGAACACGAGAGAUUAAAUUAUUAAUUAUCAAUUAUCGCUACCACCAGAAUAUUUAUCACUAGAACUACCUCCAAUCUGUCUGUAUACCUUAAAUACCAUUUGAUACACGUAAUAUCGUUUUUUGUUGAGAAAAUCAUCUGUCGCAUCUCUCAAUAAUCAAAAGUGAAAAAAGCGUUUAGGUAGUUCUAGUGUUAAAAAAAAACAUUUAUUAUUAUACACCAUCUUCAUUCUUGUCUUCUAAUUCUCGUUUCUUUUUUUCAUAUUUUUAUAAUCACCGUUUUCGUUACUCAUCGUGCGAAAAAACGAAUAACAGACGAUUCGGCCACGAUCGCUAAGAAUUCGCUCCAUACCAUCGUGCAUACAACAAUUUCUUUCGAAUCGAUUCCUCGGCCGUUGUAGAACUGAAACGCGUGCAAAGAUGUUCCCGUCUCUGUUUUAUUUCCGCGUGCGAGUUGGAAAUCCAUCCCGUGUCUCUCUCUCUCUCUCUUUUUUUCUCUCUCUUGACUCGACUUUUGGAGAGAUGAACACGGGAGGAUGCACCACUGUUACUGAAAGUUCCUGCCACUGAAAGUGUACACACGUUGCAACCGUGCGGUGCGAGAAAAAAAAGGGGAUCGGUGUAUCGUGAAGGCCGUAUGCACGUUAGCUGUUACUCCAUUCGUAGGAUCGAGGUCGUUGUAAAGAGAUAACGCACGACGGCAGGGUCCAUGUGCUUCGACCUGGCAAUAGGGACGAUUAUUUACCGUGAAGCACGAGUUAUAUGCAUAAUUUGUAUCCUCCCUCGGCAGUUGUACAUUCUGUAUCUUUCUUGAAUAAACCGAAAUAAAUUUUUCUUUUAAUUCCUUCAGCCAAA